AAAAAGAUUAAAAACUUCUAAGCAAAUUCAAUUCAAUUACAUACAUAAUAAGCAACUUAAUUUUUUCUGAUGGAUUUUUUCAUGUCAUUAUCUGGUGAGUACUCAGAUACUUCUUCAUCAGAAACAAGUUCUUCAAACCUUAUAAGUUCUUCAGAAGUGAUUUUGGCAUCUACUAAGCCAAAGAAACAAGCAGGGAGAAGAGUGUUUAAGGAAACAAGACAUCCUGUGUACCGAGGAGUACGAAGAAGAAACAAUAACAAAUGGGUUUGUGAGAUGAGAAUUCCAAACAAAAACAACAAAAGCAAUAAGUCAAGAAUUUGGCUUGGAACAUAUCCAACACCUGAAAUGGCUGCACGUGCACAUGAUGUUGCUGCACUUACUCUUAAGGGAAAAUCAGCUUGUCUUAAUUUUGCUGAUUCGGCGUGGAAGUUGAGGUUACCGGAGUCGAAUGACGCGGUGGAGAUAAGACGAGCGGCAAUGGAAGCUGCUAAGUUGUUUGCUGGUGAAGAUGGUGUGGUUGUAGAUGAUAUGGAAGAUUCCAAAAAGAAUGUAUUGAAUGUACAAGUUCCGGUAGUGACGUCUGAAUUUGAAGAGUUGCAUGAUUUGCUUUUGAGUAUUGCAAAUGAGCCCUUACGUUCACCUCCUCCUUCAAUGAAUGAUUAUUGGGGUGAUAUGGAGAUAUUUGACACUCCAAUUUCAUUGUGGAACUUCUCAAUUUAACAAAAGUUGUAUUAUUCUUGGAUGGUGUGGAAUUGAUUUUGUAAAACUUUCUUUUUAGUUGAGUUUGAAAUGCAGUCACAUUAAUUUA
This is a messenger RNA of Trifolium pratense (red clover), 808 nucleotides long. Its product is annotated as dehydration-responsive element-binding protein 1E-like. Gene Ontology annotation, biological process: regulation of DNA-templated transcription. NCBI's taxonomy places the organism in Eukaryota, Viridiplantae, Streptophyta, Magnoliopsida, Fabales, Fabaceae. Bases 70 to 720 code for a protein of 216 amino acids. The transcript has a single exon. The record is from RefSeq and is a predicted model, not a curated record. Gene Ontology annotation, molecular function: DNA-binding transcription factor activity; DNA binding.